Exaiptasia diaphana is the source of this 6288-nucleotide messenger RNA. RefSeq names its product solute carrier organic anion transporter family member 4A1-like. NCBI's taxonomy places the organism in Eukaryota, Metazoa, Cnidaria, Anthozoa, Actiniaria, Aiptasiidae. Gene Ontology annotation, biological process: transmembrane transport. The transcript is spliced from 10 exons. The record is from RefSeq and is a predicted model, not a curated record. Bases 1939 to 4131 code for a protein of 730 amino acids. Gene Ontology annotation, cellular component: membrane. Gene Ontology annotation, molecular function: protein binding.
ACUAAUUACGAACACACACACACACAAAAAAGGAAAACCAGGCUAUUACAAGGUGCGACGAAGUUUGAUCAAAAUCCAGACUGCUGAACCCUGGGCUAGUGGUACGUUUGCUCUACAACUAUUUAACUCUUUGUGAACGAAGCAUGUAUGCAUGAAAGCUUUCAGCCGUCGAUAUUUCGCACGCGCACGCGAGAUUCACCUGAGCCAUUCGAAAGGCCGACGAAGUUCGUACUAAAUCGCAGCUUAAAACUGAGCUUAUUGGAAUUUCGACGAAAAAAGAGCAUUCUUGGUUUCUGGCUGAAAAAACAGUUUCGAAAAAGAUUUGGUCGGAUUGGCAGCUACUGARCUGUAAGCCAUUGUUACUUACAUGCAUACCUAACCACUGCAAAAACGUUGUCCUAAAAAAACAAUUAAACUUUUGUACUUUUGUAAAGGGAAUACACAACGUAAAAUGCGAAAGAAAGAGUUAUGCCUGAUUUAUAUUCGUUUAUCUUUUUUUUUACAAAUUCCUUUUUACGAAAGUCCAGUUUUUGAAUACUAAAUGUUUUUUUGCAGUCAACUGUUUGAUUUCAAUUGUUUCAAGUGGAAUCCUUUCAGUUUUAAAGAUUUGAUCUUAAUAUGAACUAUUUAUAGAUUUAUUUAUAAAAAUAGCGCAAUUCUACUGKAAAUGUAUUCGAGGUGGGAGUUUCAAGAAAGCGGGAAGCAAGCGUUGCGCUAUUUUGAAAUAUUAAACAUUAACUGUUAAAACAGUUAUUCCGAAAUGAACAAAAURUGAUGGGAAGCAAUAUAAAUGGUCAUUAUUAUUAAGCUGGAUUCUGUAUUUUUCAUUACCAAAACAAAUGCAUGAAAGGGAAUUGGGAUUAUAGGCAGAGUCUAGUCGUUUCCCAUGUUUACCUUAUAGUGUUAGGUUUUUGUUUAGUUUUCGCAUUUCAUUUUAGCUUAGUUUACCCUUCUCUGAUAAUUACAUAGUAUGCGGUUGUGUAAACGGCUUCUAAAUUUUCAUUUAUUUUAACCUAAAGCUGUUAGUGUAUUUAAUUUUUGGCAAAGUAAUUUCAUUUCCUUGCUUAUAUAUUUGAAAAUUAAUAGUUUGCUCUCAAAACGUUGUYAUGGCGAUUGAUUGAAUGAUAUAUAGAGUGAACAUGUUCAUUCGACAGUGAAAUCGAACAAAAUUAAAAUUAGUAUAAAUUUGCACUAAAUUUGCUAUUGAAGCGGUACAUCCUUUGAAUCACCAUUGUUUUUCCUGAACACCAUUUCCUAAAUUGCGCAAAACAGUACAAAGAGGUCCUUUCAAUUUCACACCUAUGGGCGUUGCAGUUGGCUGAUUUCCUCCAGAAAGAUCCGUAUUAUAUUAAGCUUGUAAACAGUAUAAAACCAGCGUCUGAAACUUUUCAAAGAGUGCUUUUCAUUAACCCUGAAACAGAGUGUAAUAAAAUAAGAAACGUGCAAAAUAAAGAGUAAUGAGUUGGAGCCGUACGGCCAAAGUAUAUCUUACAGGUUAAUGAAACUCACUCUAACAUGCAGCUAUAGCGAAUAGACAUUAAUCAAAGAACUAUGAUUGUUAUUUUCUUUGGUUAUGUGACUGUUUACCAAAUUUGUGUUAAAUGUUUAAUUACUUUGAUCGACUACUAACUGUAGAAUGUUAAAACAACCUAUAAAAAUCUUAAUAUUCCUGAUCCAUUCUCGGGGAUUCAAAAGAAUCCAUUUAUUUGAAAAAAAAAAAAAAAAUCUCUAAGCAAUCUAAAAUUAGCGCGCGCAUUUCGACUUCCUCCUCUCUUAAUUGCAUUGGUGACGUCAUAGAUCGACAACGUCAGCGAUGCACAUCCGUAUUUGCUCAUUUCAUGAUCAGUUCAAUUUCAAACUCUUGAAACACAUCCCUUCUGAAUAAGUAUGGGCUUCGAGGAAUGGUUUAACGAGAGGCCAAUCUCUGCCUAGGCUGACAUGGAUGACGCCAUGGAGUUUGAGGACACUGAACUAAAGGAAGACGAACAGCAACUUUCCUGUGGAUGGAGGCGAAUCAAACCGAAGUUUCUACAAAAACUCAACACUCCAAAAUGGUUUCUUGUUUUUCUUACUAUUUAUUCAUUCAUGCAAGGCAUGACAGCCAAUGGCUUUACAGCUGCAGGCCUCACCGCUCUAGAAAAACGCUUUAAACUUAGCAGCAAACAAACAGGAAUGAUUGUUGCAGCCAAUGACGUUUCAUCAUUGUUUCUAAUCAUCUUCAUCAGCUAUUACGGGGGACAUAGCCACAAGGCACGGUGGCUUGGUUUCGGUGCUCUUGUCACAAGCUUGGGAGCCUUGCUAUUCGCCUUACCUCACGUCCUCAUAGAAAAAUACGUUCCUCUAGAGUUCGAAACCACAAGUAUAGGCGCUAAUCUAUGCUCUUUUAAAAACUCGACGUCCGUUCUCGACAAUAAAGAUUUUUGCCGUAAAGAGCUCCAUAGUUCCGACUGGAAGUACUUAUUUGUAUUUAUAGGAGCUAAGYUGCUCCUAGGGGCAGGGACUACGCCCUUAUUCACACUAGGGCCGGCGUAUAUUGAUGAGAAUGUAGAUCCUAAAUCUGCUCCUAUGUAUCUCGGUACGUGGUUUAUAGCCACUUUCUUUGGUCCCGGUAUUGGGUACGUKGCUGGUGGAUCCCUAUUGAAUAUUUGGGUUGAUUUGAUUCAGCCUCCAGGACUAGAUAUGACACCAGAAGAUCCCCGCUGGAUCGGGGCAUGGUGGCUGGGCUAUUUCUUUGGAGGUCUGCUUCUACUUCUGUCAGCUAUUGCCUUACUGGGGUACCCACGGGAAAUGCCUGGUGCAAAGGAGCUAAGGGCACGAGCUAUAAAAGAAGGUCUUCUGCCACCUCGUGAUGACAACAUUAGUGGUCGAAUGUCUGAUCUGAUUCCUGCCACCAAGGCGUUACUCACCAAUUUGACAUUUAUUGCCAAUACGUUGGCUCUCUGUGCGACGGCUUUGAUAGCGACCGGGCUGGGACCGUUCAUAUCGAAGUUUAUUCAGUCACAGUUUGGAGAAUCAUCAUCAACAGCUGGUAUUUUAACUGGUAUAAUMAUAAUCCCAGGUACUGCGGGCGGUAUCUUUCUGGGAAGUUAUUUGGUGAARCGUAUUGACCUGCGACGUUCUUGCCGCGAGGCUGCCAAGUACUGCAUUAUAUUUCAAUUCAUUGGUACGUGGGGAGUGUUGACGUUCCUUAUUCCUGGAUGCAAGACUAGUUUGAUUGCUGGAAUCAAUAAAGCAUACCCUGGAAAUUUUUCAAGCCAGAUGAACAACAUGACAUCAUGGUGYAAUAGCAGAUGCCAUUGUUCCUCGUCUACUUAUUUCCCUGUUUGUGGAGUGGAUAAGACAACGUAUUUCUCUCCGUGCUAUGCAGGAUGUCAAAAGAGAAUCGGAAUAAAGGAAUUUGACCAAUGUUUAUGUAUYGCACCAGCUUCAGACUCGUCGAAGUUUGGUUUUGCCAAGAAAGGAGUAUGUGAUAGAGACUGUAAAAACUUGAUCCCUUUUCUGUUUGGAGCUUUGGUUCUUUUAGUGGCUAACUUUAUGAACGCCACUCCUAACAAAACUGUGGUGCUCAGAUGCGUACCUGACAAUCAGCGGACCUAUGCGCUKGGACUACAGUGGCUUUUCUUGAGUAUUUUUGGGUCGGUGCCAGGCCCUGUUCUCUUUGGCACUUUUAUUGACAAGACUUGUAUUCUAUGGGAGCAAUCGUGUGGUAGAAAGGGAAGCUGUUUAGAGUACGAUAAUGAGUUGCUAAGUUUCUUACUUGUUGCUUGUGGACUCUUCUUUCAUGUUUUAUCGACGUUGUUUUACUUCAUAUCGUGGUACUUCAUUAAAAGACGAGAAGAACGUGAAGCCGCCGAAAAUUCUCAUUCACAUUCACACUCCGCCGUGGAAUUCACUUCUCCAGUCCCUGGGAUCAWUGGAGGCAGACGAGAAGAGAUCACUGUUCGUAGCCCCACGAAUCUACCAAGAACUACCGAUAACUCGCAGAAUGGAUCAGGGGGGAGCAGUGAUGUGGAAUUGAGACGAUUCGACCAAAUACGAACAGGUUUACCGUUAAUUCAACACGAAACAUCCAUCUARGCUAACUUCCAAGGAACAGUGGUAAUGAACGAACGAUUAAGGAUUGUAAGAUAGCAGAGUUGGGAGGGGACGGACGGGAUGAUUUUGUACUAAAACUGGUAAAGAAACAGGAUGWAAAAAACAAUAGUUGGUAGAAAUUUGAAGUUUUUAUAAAAUAUCCAACUAAUUUCGUGAAAUAUGUUCUUAUAAAUGAUUUGCAGCUUGUUAGCUGACGUAUUUAAAUGCAUCUGACUAUGACGUCAUAGGGUCAAUAACGCCAUUUAGUAAGUYGUUCGCACGUUAUUUGAACUGUCAUUUYGUUCAUUCAGAGUUUUUUUCGUUGCUUUGGUUUUCUGGCACCUUGACGCAUUUUUACAUUUUGUCACUUAUUAACGGACAAGACGGUUAACGUAUGAUAAACAAGACAAUGCAAGCCGAGUCUGUCCUCUGACUUAUGCAUUAACGUAAACAUAAGUAUUAACCUUUGGUAAGUACAACAACUGAACAUCUGUUUGUGUGCAUGGUUCAAACCUUCGUAACAUUUUAGCAGAAAUACAUCAAAGAAGAGAGGCUUAAACUUUAAAAGCCUUCCUAAAACCUACGUUUUUUCGUAUGUAGCGUCAUAAUACGGUAUAGAUUAACGUAAACACUUUUUUGUUCAAAAUUAUUAUUUUUCGUUAAAAAACUUUCACAAUUUUGAAUACCGUUAUAUGUACAAAGAUAUCGAAGCAUUGAUUGAUUGAAACAAUAUUAAGUUUUUUAUGUAUUUAAUAGUUAUAAUUUUUCCAACUUAAUUAUUCAUACAAAAGAUUUCGAAUAUUUAACAACUACAAAUCUCGAUUACAUGGAUCUAUAGGUGUUGAGUACUGUUAAUCGGUAAAGAUUGUAUCUUCUGAACAUGAUCGCAAAGAAACAUGGGAAAUAGUAUGAAGUGUGGAACACAACAUGGAAUGUGCAGCGACGCCAUUUUGUGCUGUAAAUCAUGAUGAUGACUCCUCSCACUUUUCGUAGGUCUUAAAAAAUCUCCCUAAAAGCUMAUUUUAUAUUUUYAAUUUUUAGAAAGGGCACAACUAUACUUUUAUUUCUGCAGAGAAAAAAGCAAAAACUAAAAACAUGAAAAAGUGCGAGGACUGAAACUCCCAUCAUGCUUUUCCUGCACAAAAUAGCUUUGCUGCACAUUGACAAUUAUUCAAACAAGAGUGAGAAAGAUAAUAUAUAUUUCAAAAGAAUAUUGAGAAAGUAGUAAAGAAAUUUAAAGUUUAUUCUAAAGUAGUUCAACUGCAAAGUGAAAAAAGUAGAUUAUGAUAUUUUGAGUUAUAAUAUCAUAUUCAUGGUAGUUCCAUAACCAAAAGUUUAAAACGGAAGUAAUUGAAAUCCAACAUUACCCAUGCAUACUUGCGACAUAAAGAACAGCUCGUUUUUACAAUGCUUUAUAAGGCGCUUGUACUAAGUAUGAAAAGUAAUUUUAAAUUGAAUCAAAUUUAAUUGGUAGAAAUAAACAUUUUSCGAUCGACYUACACAGACUYCAGUUGAGUUUAAACAAAGUGACGUCAGUCAUGUUAUCUUAGCAGUUUUUAACGAUGGCUUUCAUAUUGCAGUGCAAAUAACCUAGUAUGCGGUCUUUUGAGGUCAUGCUCGUUGUAAAGAAAAGAAUARUUGAGAAUUUCUUUGCUCAUAUGAAAAUCCAGCCGUUUUCACGAUAUGUACUUUAAAACCAGGUUUCGUUUAUUCCGUCAUAUUUCUUAAAAAUUGAUAYCUGAUUGUAAUUUCAAGUUUGGACGCUUUUGUAUUGCAAUUUGUCAACCAUCAUGUACGGCURUCAACAAGCCAAUUGAACCUUUUUAGGACAUCUAUAUGAUUACGUCAUUUUACAACUCCCAGAAUGCUUUACGCAUUGUUAUCAUGGUUUUUUGAACAUUUUGUAGAAGGCAUUCAAGGYAUUCUGGUAUUUGUAGUAUUUGAUGCCGUCGAACAGAAAAUGUUCGUCCAUGGGUUUUGAAUAAAGYGUUGCUUUCAUGUUUUCAAAUUCUAAUAUUUAAUAGUGAUUUAUUCGUGGCUAAAGUUUGUCGAUCCAUCAUAUUCAAAUUCUUAAAUAAUAGCUGUAGAACUUAUAGAUGUCCAUAAAAACAAUUCRUUCUUGUAAAAAGAAAUAUUUAUUGUUACUUUGUACUGUGGGGAUUAAGUCUUGUUAUGGUUUYUAAGACUGGUUAUAUUAAAACCCUUUUGAUAACU